Monascus purpureus is the source of this 1319-nucleotide messenger RNA. The record is from the annotation of a GenBank genome assembly. Lineage: Eukaryota; Fungi; Ascomycota; Eurotiomycetes; Eurotiales; Aspergillaceae.
GGAAUACUCGCGCUCACCAUGGCUGCUGCUGCCAGGACCCUUCGCAUAGGCCUCAUCCCCGGAGAUGGCAUCGGACGGGAAGUCAUCCCGGCCGGUAGACGACUUCUUGAGUCUCUCCCAUCGUCCCUGAACCUGAAGUUCAGCUUCGUCGACCUGGACGCUGGCUUCGACACGUUCAAGCGGACUGGAACCGCCCUCCCGGACAAGACCGUCGAGGUUUUGAAGAAGGAGUGUGACGGCGCUCUCUUUGGGGCUGUUAGCUCCCCUACCACCAAAGUUGCGGGCUACUCCUCACCGAUCGUCGCCCUUCGCAAGAAGCUGGAUCUCUAUGCCAAUGUCCGACCGGUUAAGACGACGGCAGGCAGUUCGGGGGAGCCCAUUGAUCUUGUCAUCGUCCGUGAGAACACCGAGGAUCUCUACGUGAAGGAGGAACGUACCCAUGACACUCCCGAGGGCAAGGUCGCUGAGGCCAUCAAGCGCAUUUCCGAACGCGCUUCGUCCCGGAUUGCCACAAUGGCAGGCGAAAUUGCUCUUCGCCGCCAGAAGAUCCGUGAUGCCGCACCUGUCUCCACCCGGUCCAAGCCUAUGGUCACCAUCACCCACAAGUCCAACGUCCUGUCCCAGACCGAUGGAUUGUUCCGGGAGACGGCUCGCAAGGCUCUUGCAGCCGAGCGCUUUGCUUCGGUUGUGAAAGAGGAGCAGAUUGUCGACUCUAUGGUCUACAAGAUCUUCCGCCAGCCUGAGUACUACGAUGUCAUCGUGGCUCCCAAUCUGUACGGCGAUAUCCUGUCCGACGGUGCUGCUGCCCUUGUCGGAAGCUUGGGUCUCGUCCCCAGUGCCAACGUCACUGAUGGCUUUGCUAUCGGCGAGCCUUGCCAUGGAAGUGCCCCUGAUAUCGAGGGCAAGGGUAUUGCGAACCCCAUCGCCACCCUGCGCAGUGUAGCGUUGAUGCUGGAGUUCUUGGGCGAAGAGGCUGCCGCUGCAAAGAUCUAUACGGCCGUGGAUGCCAACCUGGACGAGGGCAAGCUCCUGUCUCCUGAUCUUGGUGGAAAGGCGUCAACUGAAGAGGUCCUGAACGAUGUGCUGAAAAGGCUGUAAGAAAAAAUGUCGUGGGCAGAGAUGUAUAGUAUCAGAGAAGACCUUUGUUUCCUUGAAUGAAAAAUAUCCGUCCGGUAUGGUGAUCACCGGAGCACUGUCAAAAUUCGUACUUUCUAGAGAAUGGUGCGAUUCUUUUUGUUAAAUGAGGUUUCACCAUCGAGAGUAGGUUCAAACGACUGUUUCGGGUUAGUGGCCCAAGCACCACCCAGACACGUCUGGAG